GGUAUCUGGCGGCUGCGCGGUGCGCCUGCGCAGUGUCACCGUGCACGUGUUGGGGUUUUUGGGGUCGCAGGUUCCUGGGGAUGGAAACCGAGAUGGAGGCGCAGGCCCCUGGGGCCGAAGAUGGCUUCACUCAAGUCACUCGCAAGGGCGGCCGGCGCGCGAAGAAACGGCAGGCUGAGCAGCUGUCCGCAACGGGGGAGGGCGGCGAUGGAGGCCGCAUGGACACCGAGGAGGGCCGGCCGGCCAAGAGGCCGGUCUUCCCGCCGCUCUCCGGGGACGGGCUGCUGAGUGGGAAGGAAGAAAUGAGGAAAAUCCCAGUCCCAGCUAAUAGAUACACUCCACUGAAAGAAAACUGGAUGAAGAUAUUUACUCCUAUUGUAGAACACUUGGGACUGCAGAUUCGCUUUAACUUGAAAUCGAGGAACGUGGAGAUUAGAACUUGUAAAGAAACCAAGGAUGUCAGUUCCCUGACCAAAGCUGCUGAUUUUGUGAAAGCCUUUCUUCUUGGCUUUCAGGUGGAGGAUGCGCUGGCUCUCAUCAGACUGGAUGACCUCUUCUUGGAGUCCUUUGAAAUAACUGAUGUUAAGCCCCUAAAGGGAGACCACUUGUCCAGGGCAAUAGGGAGGAUUGCUGGCAAAGGAGGAAAAACCAAAUUCACCAUAGAGAAUGUGACACGGACACGGAUAGUCCUGGCUGAUGUGAAGGUUCAUAUUCUUGGCUCUUUCCAAAAUAUCAAGAUGGCAAGAACUGCCAUUUGCAAUCUCAUUCUGGGAAAUCCUCCAUCAAAGGUCUAUGGCAAUAUUCGAGCUGUGGCUAGCAGGUCAGCAGAUCGAUUCUGAUUUCACCUGAGGCUCUUUAUCUUUGGACUCUGAAGCCCUGGAAGACCUAACUGCAGGUGGUCCCACGAAACCAUGCCACUUAGGGCCUCCUUUCCUCCUUCAUUCUCAGCAAGCUGCAUACAUGCAAAGGUUUACUACCAUUCACUCUCAAUAGCUUUUUGGGCAAUAUAAAUGUCAGAACCUAAUAUUGUUAAUAUACUUAGACAUUAAAUAUAAUUUACCUUUUUUAAAGCACAUGUAGCAGAUUUGCCUCAUUUGUAAAUCUCUUAUUUAGGAGAGAUGUCUUGCUUAAACAGUUGUUCUGUAUGAAUGUGUAGCUUUUUAUUUAUGAAUUUGUAACUUUGAGUGUUUACACAUUUCUUUCUUCUGUAUAAAUUGUAAUUAAAAGUUUGUCUCAGGAAACUUCCUUGAAUCAUGACCCUUAGUACUGAGGAUUUGAAUUUUUUUAAUUGGGUCAAGCAGCUGUGUUACACUAAGUGACUAAUCUCUAUACAUAUUUUGCAGUUUAUAAAAUUAAAGAUCUCUAAGAAAAAUA
Molecule: messenger RNA, 1374 nt
Organism: Ochotona princeps (American pika)
Lineage: Eukaryota; Metazoa; Chordata; Mammalia; Lagomorpha; Ochotonidae
Gene: PNO1
Product: partner of NOB1 homolog
Exons: 7
Coding region: 81-839 (252 amino acids)
Cellular component (GO): nucleolus
Molecular function (GO): RNA binding
Source: RefSeq, a predicted model, not a curated record